CUGACCCCACGCUUCCUCAGCCACAAAGAUGACCUGGCAUAACCAACUUCCUUUCUAGUUUUGGAAGCAGGUUUGUUGCCAUGGAAUCCACAGUCUGAGAAGGGGUGAGGAGUAUAAAGGUAACCAUUUGUUUGCUCUGUAGCUCUUCUUUUGGAAAAGCCUGACUGGUCGGAUUCCUUUAAGAACUCAGCGCCGAGGUGACUGAUCCCGUCACUUUACCGACCUGAAAAUCAAAACUCAGGGACACUUUGUGGAAGGGACACUGUCGGGCUCUAUCACUUCCUACAAAUGGCUAACCCUGGAGGUGACACCGUGGGCAAUGGGAUUCUCCACAACUGCAAGAAGCAGAGCAACACUUCUCACGAUGAAAAGCACAUGAAUAACGGAGUAGUGAAAGAAAUACAGCAAAAUGGAAGCCUACCUAUUUAUGCAAAGACUGUUGCUGAAUCCUUUGAGGAGCCGCCCCUUCAUGUUUUGGUUACAACAUACAUGGGAUAUGGAAUUGCAACCCUGUUUGGUCAUUUCAGAGACUUUCUGAGAAUGUCAGGACUAGAAAAAUGCAAUGCAGCUGUAGAGCGAGAAGAACAAAAACAUUUUGUGCCGCUGUACCAAGACUUUGAGAAUUUUUAUACGCGGAACCUUUACAUGCGAAUCAGAGAUAACUGGAGCAGGUCCAUCUGCAGUGCCCCUGGGCCUCUUUUCGAUGUGAUGGAGAGAGUGUCAGAUGACUAUAACUGGACAUUCAGGUUUACAGGACAAAUCAUCAAAGAUGUCAUCAACAUUGGCUCCUAUAACUUCCUUGGACUUGCAAACAAGUAUGAUGACUCUAUGAGGACAGUAAAAGAUGUUUUAGAGACAUAUGGUGUGGGCAUAGCCAGCACCAGGCAAGAAAUGGGUACCCUGGAUAAGCAUGAGGAGCUGGAGCACCUCUUGGCCAAGUUCCUGAAUGUAGAAGCAGCAAUGGUCUUCGGGAUGGGAUUUGCAACAAACUCAACAAACAUCCCUGUACUAGUUGGAAAGGGAUGCCUCAUUUUAAGUGAUGAGCUGAACCACACCUCUAUUGUCCUUGGGGCCCGACUCUCAGGUGCAACCAUAAGGACCUACAAGCACAACAAUAUGAAAUGCCUGGAGAAGCUACUGAGAGAGGGUAUCAUCUAUGGCCAGCCUCAAACCGGCAGAGCUUGGAAAAAAAUUCUCAUCCUGGUGGAAGGUGUCUACAGCAUGGAAGGUUCCAUUGUGAAUCUGCCUGAGAUCGUGGCUCUGAAGAAGAAAUACAAGGCCUACCUCUACAUGGAUGAAGCACACAGUAUUGGGUCUGUAGGUCCCACUGGCCGGGGUGUCAGAGAAUACUUUGGUCUAGACCCUGAGGAUGUUGACGUGUACAUGGGCACAUUCACCAAAAGCUUUGGCGCCUCCGGAGGUUACAUAGCUGGAAAAAAGGAAAUUGUGGAUUAUUUACGGGUUAACUCCCAUAGUGCUGCUUAUGCUGUAUCCAUGAGCCCCCCAAUAGCGGAGCAAAUCAUCAGAUCACUGAAGCUCCUCAUGGGACUGGAUGGGACCUCACAAGGGUUGCAGAGAAUACAGCAGCUUGCAAAGAACACAAAAUACUUCAGACACAAGCUAAAGAAAAUGGGAUUCAUUAUCUAUGGCAACGAUGACUCUCCUGUUGUUCCCAUGCUCCUUUACCAUCCUUGUAAAGUAGCGGCUUUUGCAAGGCACAUGUUAGAGAAAAAAAUUGGAGUGGUGGUCGUUGGAUUUCCAGCCACUACACUUGCAGAAGCUCGGGCUCGGUUCUGUUUGUCAGCAACGCAUACUCAGCAGAUGCUAGACACAGUUUUGGAAGCCAUUAAUGAAUUGGGUGAUCUCCUGGCUUUGAAAUAUUCCCGGCAAAGGAAUUCAUAACGCCUUGUACCCUAUGAUGAAACCAGCUUUGAACUUGACAAAUUAGUUUCCUGGUCCUGAAUGAAACAUGAAGACUUUGUCAAAAAGACCUCCCUCCUCACCUUGGAAGGAAUAUAAGUGGAAUUCUCCUCCUUUCUAGGGACAGCUUGUUUUCCAGGCCUGCUUAAUUGAACUGAGAGAGAUUGUUAUGUUUUUAUGCCUCUAACUUGCAACUUCAGAGACAACUUAUGGUUCUAGAUUUAGGUUUGUCCCAAGGAUCUGCUACAAAUGCAACACACACACACACACACACACACACACACACACAUUUCUUGAAUGUUUUUGAUGGCAAUGAGCCUGUGUUAGCUGCUACUGUGCAGCCUCACUGAUUCAGAGCCUUUCAGGGGUUCUAGCCAAACAUGAAGACUUUGAUCACUACAAGUAAUCACACCGUGUUUACUUAUUUGAUGGGCAGUCGUGGACGGAGUACUGGAGAGUAACUGAAUUCCCUGUCCCACCAAAAGAAGUACCAGCUACAAUUCAUCCACAUCACAGGAAGUUCCAGGCAGGAGGGUAAAAAAAUGUUGCUUCUACCAUUUGCCACAUUUGGACUUUUUCCAAGGACAAGUGUCAAAAGACACAGUUAAUGUUUCGAGGGAGAAAGUAGAACUGGCCAGUAGUGAGUAGAGAGGGAAACUUCCCUUUUUCCUCUUGCUGUGCUCCAACAGUUUUACAGCUGAGCCUUUGAGAUUUGGAAAAUCCAAGCUCUUGUUUCAUAAAGAAGGAGGCAGAGAGAAAGCACAGGCCAAUUUCAGGCUUAGACUAAAACUGUAAAAUUAUAACUUGAACAUUGUCGGUGCUAUGCAGGGGGAGUGCUUAAUACGCAUGGCUUUCGUGACUUUAAGGAAUGAGUUGCCUUUCGCCUACUGAAUUUUGAGUAAACGAUGAAGCUCAGUUUCCUUUAGAACUGACUCCCAAGGGUACAACUUGAAGAAUGUACUGAUUCAAGAAGGACAUUUAUAAACAAUUCUCUCUGUUUCUUUCAAGGCUGCAGGGUCUAUUCAGGUGCAUUAAACAAUACUGUCAUCUUGGCAUAUAUUUUCAGAUUUGUGCAAAACAGGCUUGCAUACUUUUGGGAAGCUUACUUUAAUUCAUCUGCUUUCUCUGUCUCUGUUUCUCUUUCAUACACACACACAC
Molecule: messenger RNA, 3078 nt
Organism: Octodon degus (degu)
Lineage: Eukaryota; Metazoa; Chordata; Mammalia; Rodentia; Octodontidae
Gene: Sptlc3
Product: serine palmitoyltransferase long chain base subunit 3
Exons: 12
Coding region: 289-1902 (537 amino acids)
Biological process (GO): sphingosine biosynthetic process; ceramide biosynthetic process
Cellular component (GO): serine palmitoyltransferase complex
Molecular function (GO): pyridoxal phosphate binding; serine C-palmitoyltransferase activity
Source: RefSeq, a predicted model, not a curated record